Candida tropicalis MYA-3404 is the source of this 4269-nucleotide messenger RNA. RefSeq names its product chromatin-remodeling histone chaperone (gene SPT6). The transcript has a single exon. Gene Ontology annotation, cellular component: transcription elongation factor complex. Lineage: Eukaryota; Fungi; Ascomycota; Pichiomycetes; Serinales; Debaryomycetaceae. Bases 1 to 4269 code for a protein of 1422 amino acids. Gene Ontology annotation, biological process: mRNA transcription by RNA polymerase II; transcription elongation by RNA polymerase II; positive regulation of transcription elongation by RNA polymerase II. The record is from RefSeq and is a predicted model, not a curated record. Gene Ontology annotation, molecular function: DNA binding; histone binding; nucleosome binding.
AUGGCACUGGAAGACGAAAUUGAACGUAAUAAUCACGAAGACAAUUCUCAAUCUGAGGGUGAAGGAGAUGAUCUCAGAGAACAAAUAGUUGAUUCUUCAGAAGAAGACGAUGAUGACGAUGACGAAGAAGAAAUUCAAAAAGUUCGUGAAGGUUUCAUUGUCGAUGAUGAUGAAGAUGAAAUCGAAACAAGAAAGAGGAAAAAGCAUAAGAAAAGAAGAAGAGAAAGACUGAAUGAAGAUCGUGAUGAUGCAUUGGAUGAUGAUGAUUUACAAUUAUUAUUAGAAAAUUCAGGUCUUCAAGGUUCACGUCAAUCUAAGUUUAAGAAAUUAAAGAGAAAGCAUGUUGAGGACGAUGAGGAUGAUGUUGUUGAGUCCAAUCAACAACAAUAUCAGAAUAGAGAGUCAAGUGGAAUGCGUAAUAUGUUUUCAGACGAUGAAGAUGAAGAAGGUUUAGAUGAGGAUGAGGACAGAGGAUCUCGUGCUAGAAACAAUAUCGUUGAUGAAUUUGAUGAUUUCAUAGAGGAAGAUGAGUUUUCCGAUGAAGAUGAAGAAGCUCAGCGUGCAAGAAGAGAGCAAAAGAAGAAAAUGAAGAAGAAAGGAGCAAGAAUUGAUACUUCCAAAUUAUCUAGUGUCGAUCGACAAAGUUUACAAGAGUUAUUCGAAGUUUUUGGUGAUGGUAAUGAAUAUGAUUGGGCAUUGGAAGCUCAAGAAAUGGAAGAUUCAGGUAAUUUGGAUAAAGAAGAACCUGCUACCUUGGAUGAAGUUUUUGAACAUUCUGAAUUGAAAGAACGUAUGUUGACCGAUGAAGAUAAUCUUAUUCGUAUUAUUGAUGUUCCUGAGAGAUACCAAAAGUACCGUAGCACUUUGACAUAUAUUGACUUGGAAGGUGAAGAACUAGAAAUGGAAAAGAAUUGGGUAAGUGAUGCCAUGAUGCGUGAAAGAUCUACACCUCUCCCUGAAGGUGCUGAAGAAUCAUACAAGCAAUGUGUUGGUAACAUUAUUGAUUUCAUCUCCAAGGAGAACCUUGAAGUCCCCUUUAUCAAUACUCACCGUCUAGACUAUUUAGAAUACGUUCCAGAUUAUGAUCCAAACAAUAGAAUUAGAUUGUUUAACGAAGAUGAUUUGUGGAGAAUAGUUAAAUUGGAUAUUGAAUACCAUACACUUUAUGAAAAGAGAUUGAAUGCUGAGAAAUUGGUUGACUCAUUGGAUUUAGAUGAUGAUUUGAUCAAGGAUAUCAAAUCGUUGGAUACUAUGGUUGCUGUUCAAGAUGUACAUGAUUAUAUACAAUUCACUUACUCUAAGGAAAUAAGAGAAAAAGCAUCUUCACAAGGGGCAGAUGAUCUGGAGAACAACGAGGAUAAUGCGAAAUCUCAACCAAGAAAGCAUAUGAAGGUUACACUUUAUGAAAGAAUCAAGUCCAAUAUUUUAUACGAUGCUGUCAAUGCCUAUGGUAUCACCGCCAAGCAAUUUGGUGAAAAUGUUCAAGAUCAAAGUUCCAAAGGUUUUGAAGUUCCGUACAGAAUUCAUGCUACUGAUGACUCCUGGGAAUCGCCAGAAGAAUUGAUUCAACGUUUGGCGCAAGAUGACGAAAUCAUGUUUAAAGAUGAAAAAAUCGCAAGAGAUGCUGUCAGAAAAACAUUUGCUGAAGAAAUCUUCCAUAAUCCAAGAAUUAGACAAGAAGUUCGUCAGACUUACAAGAUGUACACCUCAAUCAAUUUUGUUGUUACUGAAAAGGGUAGAGCUACCAUUGAUAACCAUAGUCCAUAUGCUGACAUCAAAUACGCUAUCAAUAGAGACCCAGUUGAUUUGGUCACCAAACCUGAUGUAUUGUUGAGAAUGUUGGAAGCUGAAAAAUUGGGUUUAGGAGUUAUAGUAGUUGAGACUAGAGAUUACAAUAGCUGGUUUGAAAGUAUUUUCAACUGUUUCAAAUCAGAUGGUUCUUCAGACGUUUCUGAAAGAUGGAACAAAGAGAGAGAAGUUGUGUUGAGAAUGGCAUUCAAGAAAUUGUGUUCCAUGGUUGCAUUAAAUACCAAAGAAGAUCUUCGUCGUGAAUGUGAAAGAUUGAUUGCCAAUCAAGUGAAAAGAGGUCUUGUUAACAGAAUUGACCAAGCGCCACUCCAAGCUUUUGGUUUUGAAUUUGGUUCCACAGCAAAUGUUUUGUCAAUCACUUUUGGUAAAGGUGAUUUUGAUAGUGCUGUUAUUGGUGUGUAUAUGAGAGACAAUGGUAAAAUUGUCCAUACACUCAAGUCAAAUGAAAAUCCAAUCAGAAAUCGUGAAACUGAAGACGUUUUUAAAGGAUGGUUCCUUGAGCAAUACGAUAACUUGUUUAGAUCAGAGAAGCCGGAUGUUAUUGUUGUGUCUGGUUUCAAUGCCAACACCAAGAAACUUUAUGACAUUAUUUGUAAUAUUGUGGCAGAGAACAAACUUGGAACUAGUGCCGUUAAAGAUGAAUACGAUGAUAAUUCUGCUCCUGUUCAAGUUAUAUGGGGACAAGAUGAAACUGCUCGUUUGUAUCAAAAUUCUGAAAGAGCCAGCAAAGAAUUCCCAGAUAAACCGCCAUUGGUUAAGUAUGCAAUUGCAUUGGGUAGAUAUGUACAAGAUCCAUUGUUGGAAUAUGUAACUUUAGGUGAUGACAUCUUGUCCUUGACUUUCCAUCCACAUCAAAAAUUGAUCCCUACAGAUUUGAUAAAAGAAUCCAUCGAGUCCGCAUUUGUUGAUAUGGUCAAUCUUGUUGGUGUUAAGAUCAAUGAUGCUACCCGUAGUACUCGUGUUUCACAAAUGAUGCAAUAUGUCGGUGGAUUGGGUCCUCGUAAGGCAUCUGGAUUGUUGAGAAAUAUCAACUCUCACUUGUAUGGUGUUUUGGUCAAUAGAAGUGCUUUGAUUGAAUCUGAAUUGACUUCCGCUAACAUUUUCAUCAAUUGUGCAUCUUCACUUAAUGUUGUGGUUGACAAAACGAUUACAUCCUCUGAUUAUGGUAUUGAAGUUUUAGAUUCUACAAGAAUUCAUCCAGAAGAUUAUGAUUUGGCCAAGAAAAUGGCUUCUGAUGCUCUUGGUAUUGAUGAAGAAGACGCCAUGGUCAUGAACCAGGAUGGUAGAGGUGGGGUUGUCAGACAGUUGAUUAAAGAUGAUCCUGAAAAACUUAAUAGUUUGGACUUGGUUUCCUUUGCUCAAAGAUUAGAAGAGAGAUCACACAAGAAGAAGUUGCGUACAUUACAAGCCAUUAGACAAGAAUUGAUCAAUAGAUAUGAAGAAGCUAGACAACCAUUCAGAAUAUUGAACAACGAUGAUGCUUUCUUUAUCUUAACUGGUGAACAUGCAUAUGAAUUGAGAAACACGGUGGUUCCAAUUACUAUUGUCAAGAUUUCUAAAAACUACAACGAUCCAUACGGAAGAGUCAAGGGUAUGCGUGUUAUCACCCCAUCUUUGAUUCAAGGUAGAAUUGAUGAAGGUCAAAUUCCACAAAAUAUUGAAUACCAGGAAGGACAAGUUGUCCAAGGUGUGUUGCUUGAAUUAUACACUGACUCUUUCACAGCUGUGUUGAGCUUGAGAAAGGAAGACAUUAAAAGGGCAAUGGCACCUUCUGUUCAACAUCAAUAUGGUAAAUGGGAUUUCGAAGCCCAAGAUGCUGAUAUCGCUAAAGAAAGAGCAAAAGAAAAUGCCAAACUUGCUAAAACCAGAAAUGUUCAACAUCCAUUGUUCCGUAAUUUCAACUUUAGACAAGCCGAAGAAUAUUUGGCGCCACAAAAAGUGGGUGAUUGUGUGAUACGUCCAUCAUCCAAGGGACCACAGUUUUUGACCAUCACAUGGAAAGUGGCACCUACUUUAUUCCAGCAUCUUUUGGUUGAAGAAAGAAGUAGAGGUAGAUCCAGAGAAUAUUAUGUCGAAGGUCAAAGAUAUCAAGACUUGGAUCAAUUGAUUUUCCAACAUAUUCAAGUUAUUGCUAAGAAUGUCUCAUCCAUGGUUCACAACGGGAAAUUCAGAGAAGGUACCAUGACUGUUGUCAACGAAUGGUUGGAAUCAUACACCAGAGCCAAUCCAAAGAGUUCGGCUUAUGCCUUUUGUUAUGAUCAUAAACUGCCUGGUAAUUUCUUGUUGUUGUUCAAGAUCAACAGUAAUACUAAAGUGGUAACAUGGCAUGUCAAAACCUGUGUUAAUGGGUACAUUUUGAAAACAUUCACUUAUCCAAACAUGAUAAGUUUAUGUAAUGGUUUCAAACAAACAGUCAAAAACAUGCUGCAACCUCAAACUUACAACUACGGUGGUUACUAG